AUGGAUGCAGGAUCAUUAUAUCGAACUUUUAUGCCGAAAUAUACACAUUAUAGCAAUGAUGGAAAUGGGAGGGAUAAAUAUAUUUCAGUAAACAAUGGAGGCUUUAUAAACUCAGGACCAAGUUCACCGUCAGGCUUUAAAAGCUCCAACCCAAGUCCGAAUCGACGGUUUUUCAGUCCUGCGCCAAGACUAGCUUCUCCAGUCUUUAAAUAUCACUCUGAUGGCUCUGGGAGAGAUUUUUAUAUUGCUCGUGAUAGUGGAGGACUGCACGCUGCUUAUGUUCCUGGUGUUGAGAGAAAUAUUUUCACAAGUACAUUAAGAAAACAUCCUAGAUUAAGAAAUCUUAGCUCUGAUUCUUUUAUGAAGAUGACUUAUAACUAUCGAAGCCAGAAAUCUAGGCAAUGUAUGCGAGAAAAACAAAAAAUUGCAAGAAACGCUGUUAAUAGACUUUACCACACUAAUAGUGGAAGUCAAAAUAUUUCAAUUCAGGAUUUGAAACAUAAAAGGCCAUGCUCAAUAAGUUUUGUCCAAACAAUGAAAUAA
Molecule: messenger RNA, 543 nt
Organism: Blepharisma stoltei
Lineage: Eukaryota; Ciliophora; Heterotrichea; Heterotrichida; Blepharismidae
Source: the annotation of a GenBank genome assembly